UUACUUCUUCUCUUCCUCCUUUGCUAGUAACGGCCUCUACAUCUGAAGAUGUCCAACAAUGGAGUUGAAACAGAAGACAAACCACCUGCUCCUCCAAUGAGAAAUACCAGCACUAUGAUUGGAUCGGGAAGCAAAGACACUGGGACUUUAAACCAUGGCUCAAAACCUUUGCCUCCCCACCCAGAAGAAAAGAAGAAGAGGGACCGAUUCUACCGGUCUAUUUUACAAGGAGAUAAAACCAAUAAGAAGAAAGAGAAGGAGCGGCCGGAGAUCUCCCUCCCUUCUGACUUUGAACACACGAUUCAUGUGGGGUUUGAUGCAGUCACUGGAGAAUUCACAGGCAUGCCAGAGCAAUGGGCACGCUUACUACAGACUUCCAACAUCACCAAGUUAGAGCAGAAGAAGAACCCCCAGGCAGUGCUGGAUGUACUGGAGUUUUACAACUCCAAGAAGACCUCCAGCAGCCAGAAAUACAUGAGUUUCACAGGUAUUUAUACGGCUGCUCUGUCCAGCUUUGUGUUAUUUAUUGGAUAUAGGGAUUUUAUUUUGUUUAAUCAACGAGUAGAUCUGUCUUUUCAGUGUCUGCUUGAGCACCCUUCUUCCUCUGAAAAAUACUGUUCUGUUAAUUUUGUUAAUGCCCAGCAUAUUUGUAAAGCUGAACUGGAUCUUGCAGGUCCCAGGCUAGCUGUAGUGCCUCUGCUGAUGAUUUAACGUCAGAUGAUUUUUCAAGUCCACUGUAAGCACCUUGUGUAUGUGGGUGGAUAACAAUACAGAUUCCCAUGUGUUGCUCUGGGAAAUUCGACCUUCCUGCAGCAGGGAUUUGAGGUUUCUGCAUUUGCCUGUAGAAUUUUGUUCUCCCUGCUCCUUUCUCUAAGUGUCAGCUUGGUCUGGGGAGUCCCUUUGCACAAUACCUUCACAAAUCUGCAUUCAGGUACAGGGACCCUAAAAAGGACCCUAAAUAAGAUCCAACCUAUAGAUUCCUGCAGGAGAACCA
Meleagris gallopavo (turkey) is the source of this 994-nucleotide messenger RNA. The record is from RefSeq and is a predicted model, not a curated record. Lineage: Eukaryota; Metazoa; Chordata; Aves; Galliformes; Phasianidae.